Messenger RNA from Ochotona curzoniae (black-lipped pika), 2155 nucleotides. It is a transcript of the gene CUNH10orf88, whose product is annotated as chromosome unknown C10orf88 homolog. The transcript has 6 exons. Lineage: Eukaryota; Metazoa; Chordata; Mammalia; Lagomorpha; Ochotonidae. The record is from RefSeq and is a predicted model, not a curated record. Bases 17 to 1345 code for a protein of 442 amino acids.
CACCGGCGGCGGCGGCAUGGAGACCCGGACCGAGGACCGGGAGCCGACCGGCCGCCCGACGCUCGCCUCGUCCUGGGACGCCGCAGGCGGAGUCCUGACCCAAAGCCUGCUCCUCGUCCGGGCUGGUGUCGGCACCCGGGACCCGGACUGGGAGGCGCUGCUGGCACCGCCAGCUCCCGGUCUUCCCCUCAGCCAGGAGCUGGUGCGGCUGCAGAGGAGUGCGGGUGGCGGGGAGGACAGCCCAUGCCUCCUCUACCUCAUGUGUGACCCUGACGCGGCGGAAGAAGUCGCGGCCGUUGGCAUUUUAAGCUCAGCGAGAAAUAUGGAGGUGUACUCAUGCCAGGAGUACUGUGGGACCAGUCGGGGCCGGAGCGUGGGUGCCGCCCUGAAUGGCAGCGAACAAGAGAUUACUUUCUACAAAAAAUAUUUGAAAUUGGAACCCCCUACUCGUGCUUGUAAAAUAAAGUUGCUGUCCUUUGGUGAAGAGCCGUGUGUGCUUGUUGGUAAGGUUGUGGUUCACGUGAGAUCAGCUUCACCAAGCUCGUCCACAAGCUCUCCUGCGCUGGGAUGCAGGGUGGACCUGGACAAGAUCCAGACCAUGAUGGAAUCCAUGGGGUCCAAGUUGUCACCAGGGGCCCAGCAGCUAAUGAACUUGGUUCGAUUCCAGCAGCAAAACCGGAUUCCCGUCGCGGAGCAGCUCGAGUCGGUGUUGAGACACACCGGGUACAAGCAUCUCAUUGCCCAGCAGUCUCCAGCCACGACUGGAGCCACCGAGAGGGCGUCCUCCACACCUCUGCCCAUCAGGACUGGCCUGACACUUGGAAACCCGACGGAAGGCUCAGAGGUCUCCAGUGAGCAAAGUCCCCAGGCACCUGGUGGGGAAAGCACCACGCUCGACAGGUGUAGAAUUGGGCCCCAGAACCACUCCCGCCUCGAAGCUGAGCUUAGAGACACAAUCUCUUCUGUCUUACCCAAGAAAACCAGGGACGAUGCCAGCAUGCUGCCCUUUCUGCAGAAUUUGUGCAGUCAAGUCAGCCGCCUGCGUGUGAGCCAUGGCACUGAGCGGCUGGAAAGCAGCCCCAAGCCCCAGGAGGCCAUUGCUGCUGUGGGGAUGGAAACACAGCCUGUUUGCUCCUACUUGGAGAAAAUUCUCUCUAAAAAUCUGGAGUUGAUGGAAAAGAAACUCAUGGACCACAUUGAUGAGCGACUGUUGAGACUGCAGGAGCAGCUGGACCGUAAGCUUGCUGUGGUGAUGGAGCUGCUGCAGGGUCCCCACUCGCCGCCUGCUGAGCUGCCUCUGCGACACUGUGACUCCGGAGAGAGGCUCUCCAACGGGGAGCGAUGAGCACUGCCCACGCACCACACCCCGCAGUAUUUAUUACGUAUUUAUUACAAAGCCAAGACCCACGGUGUCCUGAGGAGCAGGUAUCUCGGUGUGCUCUGAGGGCCAUCGUGUCGUCUCCGUGAGCUCCGCGUUCCUGUCCUGCCGCGUCCUUGUCAGUCCAGCACUGUACAGCAGUGGACGUGACAUGGUCCUGGGCUGGUUUUGUUUAAAUGUUUUUUACUCUUACAGAAAUGUGUACAUACUUUAGUGAUGUUGAGGUGUUUACAGUGUCUUGAGGACUUCUAGUGCGAUGCAGUAGUUCAUUUUGUAUGUUUGCCAUUCUGUUUUAAUUUAUACAAAAACUUUAUCAUUUGAGAGGUAUGGAAAGAAUGGAAUGUUUGGUCAGUAUUUUUUUCCCCAACUAACUGUUCUUGGAAAAUGGAGUAGCUAGACCGGGAAUCUUUAAUUUCAGAUCUUAACAUUUUACAUUGCUUAUUUUGAUUAAAAAAGAAACAAAAGAUGAAAAGUUUGGCGUGUUAGUUUUGGUUUUGGUUCCACUGUAAUGGUAGACAGGAAGGUGAACAUCCGCUUGGCUUGUUCAGUGCCGGGACCGACCUUUGGAUGGUGGUGUGCGGCAACCCCAGGCAGUGUGAGAAGGGAGUCUUUGCAGGCUUGCCCAGUGUGUGGCAGGCCGAGGCCCACCAGCUGGGGAGGAUUAAGGCCUGUGUGUCAAGGAGAUUGCAAUUCUGUGUCUGACUUUUCAGAACUUGUAACUGCUGUGUGUGCUGAAGUGUGAUGUAUUUUACAUCUACAAAUAAACACGUGCACUCC